AUGAACCGCUUACUUAUAAUUUUAUAUACUCUACACUACACUUACUGUUUUGGACCUGGACUUUUCAAACUAUCGUCAAAUUCUUAUGAUGAAUGGAGUCCUUCACUGUCAGCACCCUCAUCCGCAUCCUCUUCGAUUGCCUCCGCCUCUUCUUCAUCUGUAUCGGGUUCAUCUGCUGUUCCAGCUGCUUUACCUUAUUCAGGUGAUACAAAUUCUUAUGCUUAUUGGAAUUGUCAUACAAUUCCACCAAAUAUGACACUAUGUAAAAGUGUCGGUUAUUCACGUAUGGUACUGCCAAACUUUUUACAACAUGAAUCACUUCGUGAAGCUAUCCAGCAGGCGAAUGUAUGGAUUGCUUUAGUCAAUACAGAUUGCCAUCCGGAUAUUCAAAGAUUUUUAUGCUCUUUGUAUGCACCAGUUUGUUUAAAAAGUCAUCAAGAAGCUAAAAUACCACCAUGUUGGGAAUUAUGUGAUCAAGUAAGAAAUGCUUGUUUGCCAAGAAUGAAAUUAUUUGGUUUUGAUUGGCCUGAUAUUGUACGCUGCCAGCAAUUUCCACGUUUAGCUGAAAGUAUGUGUAUACCCCCGCAGGAGAAGAGUACUGCUGUAACAUGUGUUCCGUGUGAACAAGCAAUAACCCUGGAAAAUAUUGCAAGCUCUUAUUGUAUGGCUGAUGUGGUUCUCAAAGCAUCUAUUAAAGACAUGGUAUUACAACCAAAUCAAGCCUCAAUUAUACUAAAUCUUACACCAAGAACUUUAGCCCUGAAACUGAUUCGUAAUGACGGUACACAGUUGAGUAGUAUUGAUCAAUAUCGUAGAAAAAGAAAUAGUCGACGAAGACGUUAUAAUAAUAACAAUAAUGAUGAUAGUGUGGAUGAUAAUAUUAAUAGCAAUCGAUACUACCAUCAUAUGCGAGUUGCUAGAGAUUUAAAAAUACCCACGCAUCGAAGAUCAUCAUCUCAAGAUCGAUAUCAAUCGAAAUAUCUAAUGAAAUCAAAGUCAAUCAAUUCAAUCAAUGAAGAAAGUGAAUGGAGACAAGAGCAACAACGAGAUAGUAGUAGUAAGUCAAGAGAGAAAAGACGUCGAAGACCGAGGAAUUCACGUCUUCACGACUUAGACGGCAUAACAGAAUUAGUUCUAGGCUGUUCAUCAUGUAAUCCACUGCUGCCAUUUACUAGUGGACGUAUGGUACAUUCAUUGCCGAAUCAAAAAUGGCUUGUUAUGGGUAGACGGAUUCAAGAUUCAGCUACGAAAAAGUAUACAAAUCAAUUACAGGUCACCUUCUUGGGUCUGUGGAAUAGAGAAUCAGCUGAAUUUCGACAAUCAUUGAAUGCGAUCCGUAAAGAACCUGUAGCUCACUUGUGUAAUAAAAAUCAAGCCAGUCUUUCGGUUGCUGUUCAACCACAAGCUAUCCAAUAUAAUCAUCCAGGAAGAACGUUGAAAAUAUUGCGUUCAGCUCCGUCGGAGUUAUCAGAUUCCCCGAAUUAUGAAAAUUCUGAUAGCAGGAUGAACAAUAAUAAUUUGUAUAGACCAGCGAAGUCAAAUAAGAAGCACCCAACUGCUUCAGCGUCAAACUAUGAUGCCCGGAGUAAUUCUCAAGGCAUUGCGAAUAGUCCGUACCAUCGUCAACCGAAAACUCUGAUUACACAGACUCCUUAUGAUGGUGACAAUAAUAAUGAUGAUAUUGAUGAGGAUAGCGAUAAUUUUUAUAAACCGGGUCGCUCUACCUACCAAAAUGCUUCAUACAGAGCGAAUUCGGAGAGAAAUACACACGUCAAAACGUCAAAUGAAGCACAAAACACCUAUCUCAAAGAAAUUAAUCAACUACAAAGACAAAAUUCACGUAAAUUUAAACGUCGUGAACGUAAAAGAAAACGAAAAGUAGAACAGGGUAAAAGGAUCAAUGAACCUGUCUCGCAAAAUCAAUAUGCUGCCAACUCAUAUUCACAUCAGUUACCGAUAAAUCCUUAUGCCGACUGA
Trichobilharzia regenti is the source of this 1977-nucleotide messenger RNA. NCBI's taxonomy places the organism in Eukaryota, Metazoa, Platyhelminthes, Trematoda, Strigeidida, Schistosomatidae. The record is from the annotation of a GenBank genome assembly.